This is a messenger RNA of Aethalodelphis obliquidens (Pacific white-sided dolphin), 595 nucleotides long. It is a transcript of the gene MRPL23, whose product is annotated as mitochondrial ribosomal protein L23. The coding region runs from base 46 to 513 and encodes 155 amino acids. Gene Ontology annotation, cellular component: mitochondrial large ribosomal subunit; ribosome. The record is from RefSeq and is a predicted model, not a curated record. NCBI's taxonomy places the organism in Eukaryota, Metazoa, Chordata, Mammalia, Artiodactyla, Delphinidae. The transcript has 5 exons. Gene Ontology annotation, molecular function: structural constituent of ribosome. Gene Ontology annotation, biological process: mitochondrial translation.
GGCCGGGCGCGCCCCUCCUUCCGCCCGCGGCCCCGGAAGCCGGCGAUGGCGCGGAAUGUGCUGUACCCUCUGUACCAGCUGGGCAACCCCCAGCUCCGGGUCUUCCGCACCAACUUCUUCAUCCAGUUGGUGCGGCCCGGCAUGGCCCAGCCCGAGGACACCGUGCAGUUCCGGAUCCCCAUGGAGAUGACCAGAGUGGACCUCAGGAAUUACCUCGAGCGCAUUUACAAUGUGCCCGUGGCUGCUGUGCGGACAAGGGUGCAGCACGGUUCCAACAGGAGGAGGGAUUACAGGAACGUCAGGAUAAAGAAACCAGAUUACAAGGUGGCGCACGUGCAGCUGAUCCGGUCCUUCUCUGCCUGUCUGGAGGUAGACGGCGCAGCCCUGGGAGUGUUGGCCCGGCUCGCCCCCCCCCGCCCCCCCAUCCUUGGAGCUGCUUUGCGAUGUGUAGCGCGUGGAGGUGGCCCCGCACCUCACGUUGCUUGGGGUCCCCUCCUCCCUCCAGCCCACUGACGGGCCACGUGCUGGGGGUCCGGGCUGGGACUUGGCCGGCACUCACGUGUUCUGAACUUCUAGUGAAAGACGCAAAACCAGU